Molecule: messenger RNA, 2847 nt
Organism: Anoplopoma fimbria (sablefish)
Lineage: Eukaryota; Metazoa; Chordata; Actinopteri; Perciformes; Anoplopomatidae
Gene: ssr1
Product: signal sequence receptor, alpha
Exons: 9
Coding region: 13-894 (293 amino acids)
Cellular component (GO): endoplasmic reticulum; endoplasmic reticulum membrane
Source: RefSeq, a predicted model, not a curated record
AUCGCCUCCAAAAUGAUGACAUUUCUCCCCAAAAUGCUGCUGCUGGCGCUGCUGGCCCUCCCGGCCACCAUCCUCACGACAGGUCCGAUGGCGAGUGCCCAGGAUCUGACUGAGGAUGAGGAGGCUGAGGCUGUGGAUGAAGACGCCGUGGAUGACGUGACGGCUGAGGACGAGGAUGACGAGGCGGAGGUGGAAGACGACGAGAAUGCGGAACUAAUAGAAGAAAAGGAGGAUGAAGAGGAGGAGGCGUUGGUCGGAGAGGUGAAGGCUUCCCCCAACGCAGACACCACCAUCCUCUUUGUCAAAGGAGACGACUUUCCUGCCAACAACAUCGUGAAGUUCCUGCUCGGCUUCACCAACAAAGGACCGGAGAACUUUGUCGUUGAGUCUCUGGACGCUUCGUUCCGUUACCCACAGGAUUACCAGUUCUACAUCCAGAACUUCACCGCCCUCCAGCUCGGCAUCGUGGUUCCGGCCAGUAAACAGGCGACCUUCGAGUACUCCUUCAUCCCCGCGGAGCCGAUGGGAGGACGGCCGUUUGGACUCGUCAUCAACCUCAACUACAAGGACGGCAACGGAAACGUUUUCCAGGACGCCGUGUUCAACCAGACCGUCACCAUCACAGAGAGAGAGGACGGACUGGACGGAGAGACGAUCUUCCUCUACGUCUUCCUCUCCGGCCUCGGGCUGCUGGUCGUCGUCGGUCUUCACCAGCUGAUGGAGUCCAGAAAGAGGAGACGUCCGGCUCCAAAGGUGGAGAUGGGAACCUCAAGCCACAACGACGUCGACCUCAGCUGGAUCCCUCAGGAAACACUCAACCAGAUCAACAAAGCGUCUCCAAAAAGAUCUCCUCGCAAAAGGAACCAGAAACGCUCUGCCGGCUCGGACGAGUGACGGGCGCCAUGACGACACGGCGGCGAAUCUUCACCCACCGGUCUACGGAGGAGGAAGAGGAGGAGGAGGAGGAUGAAGAGGAGGAGGAGCCAAGCUGAGCGCACUCUGCCCUCUCUACUGAGAAACUUUAACCAGUGCCAAGCACAGCGACGGCUGGCUCUCUACUAUCAGCUUAAGAACUGUUGCACACACACACACACACACACACACACACACACACACACACACACACACACACACACACACACACACACGGCUGUUUUUCAUUCAAGUUUAGUGAAGUCGUCAGAAGUGAAAAGGUUCGUCCUUAAAAACAGGCGUGUUGGGUUUAAAAGGCACAUUUGUCUCUAAAGGUUGUUGGUUUUUCUUACGAUUAUUUGUUUGUUGAAGCUGAUCAUGUGAUCGUUUAGUUUUUGUUUGAGCUGCAAACUAACAAGAGUUGAUUAAUCAUUUGAGUCAAAAACAUCUGGUUCAAGUCUCUGAAAUGUCACCACUUCCUGCUUUUAUUAGUCUGAUAUGAUCAACUGAAUGUCUUUAGAACAAAAUAAUGACCUGAAGAAGUCGUCUUUUCUACAAUUUAGACGAAAUAAUCAAACGUUUUGCAGACGACUUGAUGGUGUAAGUUGCAGCUUGACUCUUGGGAGUAAUGGAGCCACUUUUAGUUGUUUUUUUUGUCACAUAGUUUUGUGGAUUCUGUCUGCAUGUGUUUAGAGUUUCUGCUGUUGCGUCACUCAUUUCUCUGCUGGUGUCGGUUUAAAAGAAAAUGUAGCUGAGUCGACUCUUUGUGGGAAAACACAAUCCUGCAGGCGAUGAUGAAACAGUCUUCACUUCAUAUUUGGAGGUUAAUGAAACACGGAGGCGGUUUGCAGGAACGUUCACACUGUUCUGAUGCAACACCGUCUCUGUUUCACUGCGACUGUAGACAGAAAUGGACUCGCUCCUGGUUUGAAUGUCAAGUUCAGGAACGAGAAGUACAGCUGGAAGGAUUAACUUAACUGAUUAGUCAAUUUGCAGGAAGAAUCAGAGUUCAAACUGAUAAGAGAGAUAUCCGCACACGUAUAUCUUUGCAGAAUACACUUUGUUUUUUGAGCUUUCGGUCUAUCGGAAAGCAUAAAUGAAGAACUCUAUCAGCUGGAAAUCAAGAUUACAUAUUCACUGGUUCUGACUCGUUGCUGGUUUCUGUAGACUUCUAUCUCAGUCUUUGUGUUUCGGACUGUUGAGCAUUUUGAAGCCGUUAAUUGAGGCUCAAUGUAAACGUGUCUGUAGACAGGAAGUGAGUGAAUCAGAGAGGAGAUGAACCUGCCCUUUAAAAACCCUGACCGUACCCUCUGGGGGUCAUGGCGGUCUCAUCAUGUGACCACACCAGCUGACCGUCUCAUCACCAACAAGCUCCAACGCUUUUGUUUUUUUAGUUUCUCUUCUUUAAAGAGCAGCGACCUCCUGAACCCUUCGCCGUGUGCCUGUUUUUCUACUUCUGUCUGUUAAACGUGUCGACUUCUGUCUUAUCGAACAGCUUGUUCAAAAUCAGAACGGUAAUAAUGAGUCUUUGUUUGUCUUUGAAAAUGUAAAAAAAAAAAAAAAAAAAAAAAAGUUGAACUGGCUGAAGCACUGGUGUAAAUACUGGCUGAUGGACGAGAGCAGAACUUACUGAGCUAAUUUAUUUGAGUGACAGAUUGGGUUCAAAUGGGGUUCUUUUUGUGCACUGUUUUUUAUUUUUCACCACUAGGGGGCGACACCGACUCACUCUGCAGGAGUUUAGUCCGUUGAAGCGUUGUGUCUCUGUGAGGAACGUGGACUCUUGAAGCUGCAGACGAGCAGGAAACACUCGAACGCCACACAGAGGACGGAGAUGAUGUUUGUUUUUCUAAAAUAACGGGGCUGUCAUUCAUAGAGAAAAAGCUUCUACUUUUAUUUUGCUUUUAAAUGUGCAGGAAAUAAACUUUGAUGAUUUGC